AUUUUCCGUCAAAUAGUGUUUGGCGCGCUGGCUGAUAAGCACAGGCGGUUGAUCACGAUGAAAUUAUUUUUUUUAGUUGCACGACAGAUAUCUUACAUUCCUCACGUGCCUGAGCGGUUUAAUUUAAUCUUCUUCAUUUGCAAGUUGUAACGAAAAUGAGUAGUGUCGAAUUGGCCAAUAAUAGAAGAAUGGCACGACAGAAUGGGAUCGUCCAACCUUUACUUACUGAUCUUUACCAAAUCACCAUGGCCUAUGCUUACUGGAAGUCCGACAAAAUAAAUGAUGUGGCAGUAUUUGAUUUAUUUUUCCGCAACAAUCCAUUCCAAGGAGAAUUUACCAUAUUUGCUGGACUAGAGGAGUGUCUCAAGUUUUUGGAGAAUUUUCAUUAUUCUGAUAGUGAUAUUGAAUAUUUGAUGGCGACUCUUCCUGAGAAUAUUGAGCCAGAGUUUUAUGCAUAUUUGAGGGAUCUAACAUGCAAGGAUAUCAAGCUGAGUGCUAUUGAAGAAGGAUCUGUAGUUUUCCCCAGAGUGCCCCUAUUAAGAGUUGAAGGACCUCUAAUUAUUACCCAGUUGUUGGAGACGACCUUAUUAACCCUGGUUAACUUUGCAAGCUUGAUGGCGACAAACGCCGCUCGGUAUCGGAUGGUGGCCGGGAAAAACGUUUCUUUACUAGAAUUCGGACUAAGAAGAGCGCAAGGCCCCGACGGAGGCCUAUCCGCUUCUAAAUAUGCAUAUAUCGGUGGUUUUGACGGAACUAGCAACGUGCUGGCUGGCAAGAUGUUUAACAUCCCCGUGAAAGGGACGCACGCCCACUCAUUCGUGACGUCAUUCAGCACUCUAUCCGACGUCUCCUCAGUUGUACUGCGUCACGCAGAGACAGAUAAACAGUGCAAUCUGCUAGAUCUCGCCACGGAAUGGCGCAAACGCGUCUCACCAAUCAUGGACGUGUCCACAGAAGAGGCGAGCGACGGUGAACUAGCCGCGCUCAUAUCCUAUGCCCUUGCCUUUCCGUCAGGAUUUCUGGCUUUAGUGGAUACGUAUGAUGUCAAGAGGUAUAACUUUCAAGGCUUACCCUCACGACACAGGCAGCAUAUGAAUGGGCAUUCUGGAUACAAUAGCAACUGUGGAUCCAAUGGUUCUAGAAUACAAAACUCACAUAGUACAUAUGGAUAUAGCACGGUCGAACGCACACUGAGGAGUGGACUUCUAAACUUUUGUGCCGUGGCACUAGCGCUAAACGAUUGCGGGUACCGCGCGGUCGGUAUCCGCAUAGACAGCGGGGACUUGGCAUACCUCUCCGUGCUAGCCCGGGACACGUUUGCCAAGGUCGGCGAUGUGCUCAAGUUGCCAUGGUUUUCCACACUGACUAUCGUAGCUUCUAACGACAUAAAUGAGGAUACUAUACUGAGUUUGAAUGAACAAGGUCACAAAAUCGACUGUUUCGGCAUUGGAACGCAUUUGGUGACUUGUCAACGCCAGCCCGCACUCGGAUGCGUCUACAAACUGGUGGAAAUCAAUGGUCAGCCAAGAAUUAAGCUGAGUCAAGAUGUAGGCAAAGUUACGAUUCCAGGUCACAAAGAGGCAUACAGACUGUUCGGGGCGGACGGGCACGCGCUCAUCGACCUGCUCCAGCGCUCCUCGGAGCCGCCGCCCGCGGUCGGACAGAAGGUGCUCUGCCGGCAUCCCUUCCAGGAGUCCAAACGGGCCUACGUCAUACCGAGCAAAGUCGAACACCUUUAUAAGGUGUGCUGGAAAGACGGCAGGGUCUGCUACCCGCCGAAGCCGUUGUCAGAGGUACGCCAGCGCGUGCAGGCGUCUCUGCGGACGCUCAGACAGGACAUCAAGCGGAAUUUGAACCCUACCCCAUACAAGGUGGCGGUGAGCGAUGACCUCUACAACUUCAUUCACGACUUGUGGCUGCAGAACGCGCCUAUCGGGGAGCUCUCCUGAAAUUAGCACUUAUCUUACCCACUCAUGAUCACCAAUGUUGCAUGUUUUCUAUCUCAAUAUUUACCCAUUUGGUAAGCUAACUUUGCUUGAUUUUUCGUGCGGCCAUUAGAGCACUAUUUAAAGAAAAAAUAUUAACCCCCUCAACUCCUACCGUCGCGAUAUCUGGUUGGCAGAACAGCUGCCUCUGUCUGUCUCCCUCACGCAUACGAAAUGUAGAAGCGCUGGGAGAUGAGGAAUUGAUAAUAAAUAUACUUAGCGUAAGAUCACUAUUGUAUUUAAUCAAGAGAUACUAGUCACGUAAAAUUAGUAAAAAUUCAAAAUCAAAGAAACCUUGCAAUAUGUUUAAACAUAAAUAUAAUAACAUCAAUAACAAUCAACCAGUGUAUUUAUAAGCAAUCUACAAAAACACUUUUACAAGAUUUGUUAUAUUUAUAUGGAUGGUAAGCAUAAGAAUAGUCAUGAAAAUAUUUGCUAACAGAUAUAAUAUAUGCUUUAGAUCGUAAGUAGUAAUAAUACCACGAAAAGUUACAUAAAUGUAAUAUGGAUUACAGCCGAGAGAAAGGUUUUAAACCCUG
This is a messenger RNA of Cydia amplana, 2524 nucleotides long. It is a transcript of the gene Naprt, whose product is annotated as nicotinate phosphoribosyltransferase. The record is from RefSeq and is a predicted model, not a curated record. Gene Ontology annotation, molecular function: nicotinate phosphoribosyltransferase activity. The transcript has 11 exons. Gene Ontology annotation, cellular component: cytosol. Gene Ontology annotation, biological process: NAD+ biosynthetic process via the salvage pathway. The coding region runs from base 156 to 1949 and encodes 597 amino acids. NCBI's taxonomy places the organism in Eukaryota, Metazoa, Arthropoda, Insecta, Lepidoptera, Tortricidae.